AAUAGAGAGUGACUUCCGCGCCGGGCAGUGUUUAGCCUCUCUCUCUCCUAUUAUAAACUCGACCGUUAAAUCUUUGUUUACAUUUUUUUACACACUUAAUAUAUUUUUUAAAUAAUUUACUAAUUAAAUAAAAAAAAAUGAACAAAUCUCUCUCCACCUCCGCCUCCCAACAAGUGAAACCCAUCACGCUCGCGGGAUCCGCCACGAUUGUUACGCAGUUUUUUCGCCACGCGGUGAACUCGAUCCUGUACCAGCGCGGGGUCUACUCCCCAGAGUCCUUCGAACGGAAACAAGAGUAUGGAAUCACCCUCUUUGUCAGUAAAGACAAGGAAAUCGUGGACUAUUUCGACAGCGUUUUGCCUAAUUUGGAAGGCUGGCUCACCAAAUCCCAGUUGAAAUCCCUCUCCCUCGUCAUAAUCUCCUCCCUCACGGGGGAAACCCUGGAAAAAUGGGACUUUGACAUCCAGACCGUCCAAGACAACGAUGUCACCAUCACUGGAAAACCCCUUCCCAUCACCGCUCGAAAAGACCUCACGGAAAUCUCAAAAUCCAUCCGGAACGUGAUGCGUCAAAUCACCGCCACGGUAACCUUCCUCCCCUUGCUCGACACCCGCUGCAGCUUCGACCUCAAAAUUUAUCUUAGUAAAAAAGCCACCGUGGGAAAGGAGUGGAAAGAGGAAACCACAGAUAGUGUUAAUAUCAAAGGCGACAGCGUGGACGUCGUCGAACUCCGGAGCUGGUCCACCGGGGUCCAACGGGUCAAGGGGAGGGUCACUUAUAAAUGUUAGGAGUGUGUAAAUAAAUUAUUUUGCUACGCGUGUUUUUAUUAGAAA
Molecule: messenger RNA, 833 nt
Organism: Folsomia candida
Lineage: Eukaryota; Metazoa; Arthropoda; Collembola; Entomobryomorpha; Isotomidae
Product: mitotic spindle assembly checkpoint protein MAD2A
Exons: 4
Coding region: 138-788 (216 amino acids)
Biological process (GO): mitotic spindle assembly checkpoint signaling
Cellular component (GO): cytoplasm; kinetochore; nucleoplasm
Source: RefSeq, a predicted model, not a curated record